AUGUCCUAUAGGGAUCCCUAUACUACAGAGUCGUAUCUAUCUGGUCUCUCCAUCUCCAACAACACAGUCCACCACCCCAGCACCGCCUCUCAACCCGAUACCACUGCACCAUCCACAGCGAGGCCGUUUAACUUGUACGGCGCUUUCGGAGAGACCCAGCUUCAUACCAAAGCUGACAUUCUCAGCCUGUCAUCUGCUACUCCCUCGGUACCUACUAAAUCAUCCACGCCCUUCUUGCAUGAAGCGGCGUACGGCCAACAAAUGGCUUUCCAACCUGAAUCAUCCUCGUCCGCCCCAUACACCGCUCCAUACCAGCAUGUCAACCCAGCAGACCUUCGAUUAUCCCCACAGCAUGCCACGACGGUCCACGAAGCACAAACAAACAUCGUAACCAACACACCAAAUCAACAACACAACACCCCAGCGCGGGGGAUGUCCAGGCUUGUUAUUGCCGAGGGAGAGAGGCCAGGGCAGAGGAGCUCGCCGUAUGACAAAGGGAAAGAGAGGCCGAGGUCGAAGAGCAUGGUGGAGCAAUCUGGGAGCGGAAAUCGCAAGGCGACGCCGAAUAGCUCGGGCAGGAGAAACAGGGAGAGAAGAGUAACGGGAGAUGCUGUCCCCAUAUCCCUUCCCGUCUUCCUACCUCAACUACAGCAGCAAGAACCUUCCUCUGCUUACGAACCGCCUGAAUCCAUGUCCAGUCAAGCGGCCAAUAUCUCCUCCCUCCACCACGCCAUCGCCCGAUUCUACCGCGCCUCUCGUAGUACUCAGCACUCUCACGAAGAAGCAUACAACCAAAUCAUGGAUAUAGUCUUGAAAGCAUCUGCGGCUUCUAGAAGAGUUUGGGAUGGAGAGUGGAUCGGGCCUUCGGUGGAUCAGAGCACCGAUCAAGCAGUGGGAUGGGGAGGUAUCGCAGAUCUGGCAUCGCCGCCACCCAAAUUUACAUCACAAGCACCCACGCUUCCUUCUUCUCUCGAUAUGACCAGUCGCGGAGGUCAAUCGUCUUCUAUUCAGCACCCAGCGCCACUUGAGACUAUCUGGCAAGACGACCCCGCUGCCACUCCUCAUCUAUCAACAUCCACCAUCAGCCAGAGCGCCAUCCCUCCGAAACAGCACGGUCGAUCUGUCUCUCUCCCUGUCCCACAAGCGACGCACCAGCAAGUCUUCCAGCCUAUGCUUUCCAAUAUUCCAGUGGAUAGUGGACCGCAAUACUCCCAGAAUGCUGUACUCCCCCGACCACCAGUCCAAUCAACUCCUCCUACGGCACACAUCGAUGCCCAACUCGCGUCAAACAUCAAAAUCGCUGGCGACGCCGCCUACGCCAAUGUUUGUAAAAGCGCCUCCUCUCUGCCAGCAAAUACCCAAGAGCGCAUCAACACAGCUGGCCUGGAAGCUGCCAAUAUCAUGUUGGAGGAUUUUCACCCAGUAUACCGGGAUGCGGUGUUGCGCUGGACGGAGCUGGGGUGUGCAGAGGAUGUUGCUUCCGAACGAGGAAAGUAUGAAGUUGAUGUGCAUGGCGCCGGAGCAGUGCCCUCAACGGUCUAUCCCACUCCUGGUCUGAGCAGCGGCCCCUCAUCCAUCCCACUACCAAACGUAUCCGGAUCUACAGCAGCCCUGUCAUUCAAGCUCCCCAACAACGACGCCCAUCGUUACAUGACAGCCUUCCUCAUCGACAACGUCAUCCAAAGAUUCAACAUUGGCAACUACAUCCCCAUCGGCUUUCUACCACCCUUCAUGAUGACUGGCACUCCCGUCAACUCACUCGAGGAGGCCUUGGACCCGAAAUUGGGGUGGUUCUGGAGUGAAGAAGAUGUGCUUCGGGUGACGGAGGUUCUAGCGCGGGAAGCGUUCGGGACGAAGAAUCUGGAUGGGCUGUUGAUGCACUACCUCAGCGACGUUGUUGGAUCGCCCCAUGAUGAAGCGGCAGCUGGGAGAGUGAGCAGUCUUCAUCCUCAGAAUCGGGUGGAACUCGGGUCGCUUGCGGUGAACUGUUGGAUGGACGAGCUGCUUGGGAUGUAUAGGGAGAAAAGCGUGGAAAAGAUAGGGACGAUGGACGAUUGGAAUGAGAGGGAGAGAUAUAUGUUGGAGGCGAGGAGAAAGAUCGUGGAUAGUGUGAGUAGGGAACUGGUUCUGAAUCGAAAAGUGGAUUAA
Cryptococcus wingfieldii CBS 7118 is the source of this 2148-nucleotide messenger RNA. RefSeq lists its product as hypothetical. The transcript has 4 exons. Lineage: Eukaryota; Fungi; Basidiomycota; Tremellomycetes; Tremellales; Cryptococcaceae. The record is from RefSeq and is a predicted model, not a curated record. Bases 1 to 2148 code for a protein of 715 amino acids.